Synchiropus splendidus (mandarinfish) is the source of this 2025-nucleotide messenger RNA. RefSeq names its product cold shock domain containing C2, RNA binding b (gene csdc2b). Gene Ontology annotation, biological process: regulation of mRNA stability. Gene Ontology annotation, molecular function: mRNA 3'-UTR binding. The transcript has 3 exons. Bases 541 to 1008 code for a protein of 155 amino acids. NCBI's taxonomy places the organism in Eukaryota, Metazoa, Chordata, Actinopteri, Syngnathiformes, Callionymidae. Gene Ontology annotation, cellular component: cytoplasm. The record is from RefSeq and is a predicted model, not a curated record.
CUCAGUAUCUGUUCUGUAGAUAUGAAUUAUUAAUCUCCACAUUUGUGUGAGUGAAGCAGGCAUCUGCUCCAUCAAGGGUUUGGUUUUGGGCUGAGGCUCUUGAGAAGCUGAGCUCCUUCUCAGAGUGAAGGUGGAUGAGAACAGAUGGACUUGAUCUCAUCGAUCUGAAGCAGCUCAAGGUCAUCCAGCUGUGGAACAUGACCCCGGACCAACAAACUGCCCUCUGUCUCAUUGUUGCUUUCAGUCUGAACAUUUGUCGUUUGAGAAAGCGAACUUGAAGACAGUUGUGGAGCCUCUGCCUCCUGAGGCCUGAGACAUUUGGUCUCAGGUGAAAGUGUUUCAUGGCAGUCAGUCAAAUCCAAGGUCCUGAUCCCCGAGCAUCACAAUCCUCAAGACGUCCAGAAAGCGUGGCUGUGUUGGUGUCGCACUCUGCGCUCUGAUCUCUGGUCUGCCUCUCCUCGCAGCAGGUCCUCCCACCCACUCUGAGCCACAGCAUAUCUCCAGGAGACCUCAGAGGACCUUCAGAGGAACGUCAGCACCAUGGCAGACCCCAGCCUCACGUCUCCGUCGGACACUCCCCUGCGCUCCCCGAACGCCCCGCUCACAGUGUCCUUCCCCUUCCUGCGGGAACGGAGUGGCCUUUGGGACGACAAGAAGGACAAGGCCCUGCCUGGGGAGCUACCCAGUCCCCUGCCGACCAAGCGCACCCGGACCUACUCGGCGACUGUCCGAGCCCACUCAGGCCCUGUGUUUAAAGGUGUGUGUAAGAACUUCUCGCGGUCUCAAGGACACGGCUUCAUACAGCCAUCUCACGGUGGAGAAGACAUCUUUGUUCACAUCUCAGACAUUGAAGGCGAGUACGUCCCAGCGGAAGGUGAUGAGGUCACAUAUAAGGUCUGCCGGGUUCCACCUAAGAACCUGAAGGUCCAGGCUGUGGAGGUCAAGAUCAUCCACCUCAACCCGGGAACCAAACACGAGACCUGGUCCGGACAGAUCAUCAGCUCAUAGACUCUCUGGACUCACUCUCCUCCUGAUACUUUCUUCACACGGCGCCGAUUCUCCUCCAGAUUCAGCAAACUUCCCCUCUUCUGCUCUGGUUCAAGCCUGAGGAAGGUUUAUCGGAGCGUCACACAACUGUAGCUGCCGCUCCGAGAACCCUGCUCCCAACUGGCUCCCCAGCAGCGCCUGCAGUGUGAACCGAUGAGGUGUAUCAAGUAGCAACGCCGGGAGGAGAGCUGCUCCUACUUACUCACUCUUCACACCGGGACUCCGUGGACUGGACUUCUUCCUGCACUAAGAGAUGCACUGACCGUGAUGUCCGACCUCAAGUACUUCAUUCCUGGCGUCAGUCGCCACUAAAUUGUUUGUCGUUUUCCUGUGUUGUCGUGUUUGUCUUUUCCGUUGGAGAUGUACACGUCUCUGUGUCACUGCCUAACACUGUCACGUCUGAGGACACGUCCUCUGUGUGGACCACAGUGGUGUUGAUGAUGAAGAUGAAGAACACCGCUUCUACUGAGCCUUGAAAGAACAUAAAAAAAACAAGAACUGAUUCUCAACUUGCUGUGGAUUGUUGUGGAGCUGCACUAAAGUUCAAGCCGAGACAAAACCGGAAUCAAAGACAUGUCCCACCAGAGGACGGUGCAUCUCAAGCUGCUCACACUUCACAGUUACAAAUAUCAAGGUGCCAUACGAUCGGUGGACUGUGAUACAGAGUCGGCUUCGUGCUAAAGAAGCAUAUGUUACUAACAGCUCAUAAUGAGGUGCGAAUAAGAAAAACACCAUUUCUCACAAACAUUGUCUCCAAUAAAAGUCCAGUACAAGCUAAAGUUCGCCAGUCGCUAGCUGACACUACACAGCUAACUUCAGAAACUCAUGCCGGGGAGUGUCUCAUGAACGCAGCUGACAUCACGGCUGCUAUGCUAAUGCUAACCGUAGUGCCAGGGAAAGGAAAGCAUUUUGGUUCCAACACUAACUUGACUUCAGCGCACAGAUAUGAACUCAGUCAUCCAGCCAUUUCAUGGUUUA